Messenger RNA from Onychostoma macrolepis, 1167 nucleotides. RefSeq lists its product as uncharacterized. Lineage: Eukaryota; Metazoa; Chordata; Actinopteri; Cypriniformes; Cyprinidae. Gene Ontology annotation, biological process: regulation of apoptotic process. The transcript is spliced from 6 exons. The record is from RefSeq and is a predicted model, not a curated record. Bases 70 to 861 code for a protein of 263 amino acids.
GAAAGUAAAGUCUGGCACUAGCUAUAGUGUUUUUUAUGCGUAAGCUGUAGUGUAAACGUGGCGUAGAAAAUGGAGGAAAUCGUCUUGCAAAACAAACCUAAGCUCAUCAAAUGGCUUAGUUUGGAUCAUAUUAUUGUUUUGCAACAUGUUCAAGCUAAAAAACUUAUAACAAUGUCGCAGUAUCGUGACUUGAAGGAAAUGAAGGCGAAGGACCGUGUUAUCCAACUUCUGGACAUCAUCCUUGAAAGGGGUGAAAAUGCGUGUCGGGAUUUUCUGUAUUUGCUAAAAGAAGAUGAUGUGAAUGAAAUAUCGCCUGAGCUCAGCGACUGGAUCAAAACGGUUGACACCGAAGACCAGAAAACAGAAAAAGACAAAGGAAGAGAAUGUCUUAAUAGGCCUAUACAAGAGACUACAAAUAUGACAGAACAAUCAGGCAUCCAAGUAACAUGCAAAAACUCUGCAUCUGGUGGUGGCAGUAUAAUUGCGCCUGUCAUAACUGGUGGAAAUCUAAGCUCCUUUGAAAUGAAUACGACUGUUGCACCCUCUGGCAGACAAGUUGUGCAGACAAAUUACCAGAAAUCUGAUAGAGACUGUGAACACAGGCCAAUACAAGAUUAUCAGAGGUUUCUAAAAGAAAACACCAGUAAACUGAUUCAAAAAGUGAAGAACUUUGAUCCAAUUAUUGAUGAUCUUGACCUACAUGAUGAAUUGGUUGCAAAUGUGAGAGCGAAGCCAACAGAUCAAGAGAAGAUGAGGAAACUGCUUACCUGUGUGAAUUGUGAAAGCAUUGCUAAGGACCUGUUCAACGCUCUGUGCGAGCAUGAAAAACGUCUAAUGAAUGAACUGCUGAAACGCUACUGAAAGUUGUAUUGUUUACCCACCAGAUGAGCAGCAUGUUAUUAAAUGAAAUGGAAUAUUGUACUGGCAAUGCCAACAAUAAAAAUUUUAAAAGUUUUUUUUCAAAUUGAUUGUUCCUGGUUUUCCUUUAUAUAUAUAUAUAUAUAUAUAUAUAAAUAUAUAUUAACCUUUUUUAUUGUUUGAAGACUCAUUUAUUCUUUUAGCCUAUGGUGUUACUUGAGAAUAUUGGGGUUAUAAAGUAGUUUUUAAUGGGUUAUCUUGCAUGUUUUUAUUUGAAUCACAUGAGUUUAAAAAAAAAAAACAUUUUUA